AUGAUAGUAGUCAACUACAAAGGUGAAGAUAAGCAAUUUGCAGCUGAGGAAAUCUCUUCUAUGGUUUUAAUUAAGAUGAAAGAAAUUGCUGAGGCAUUUCUUGGUUCAACUGUAAAGAACGUUGUGGUUACUGUCCUAGCAUACUUUAAUGACUCCCAGCGUCAAGCAACUAAGGAUGCAGGUGUAAUUUUUGGUCUGAAUGUGAUGUGUACCAUCAAUGAACCAACAGCUGCUGCCAUUGCUUAUGGUCUUGAAAAGAAGGCAACCAGUGUUGGUGAGAAGAAUGAGCUUAUUUUUUUAUCUUGGAGGUGGUACUUUUGA
Messenger RNA from Fraxinus pennsylvanica, 321 nucleotides. NCBI's taxonomy places the organism in Eukaryota, Viridiplantae, Streptophyta, Magnoliopsida, Lamiales, Oleaceae. The record is from the annotation of a GenBank genome assembly.